AUGGCGCCAGCUCAAUCUACGGAGCGCGAUGUAGACAUCGACAUGACUCACGAAGAAGAUGAUGAUCAAGGAGAGCGUCUGAUUAACGAAGAGUACAAGACAUGGAAGAAGAAUAGCCCUUUCUUGUACGAUAUGAUUCUAGGAACGGCCCUAACUUGGCCUACCCUCACAGUCCAGUGGUUCCCCGAUGUCAAGGAGCCCGAGGGCAAGAACUACAAAAUUCACCGCCUCCUGCUUGGCACUCAUACCUCGGAUGAAAGCCCCAACUAUCUUCAGAUCGCCGAUGUACAGAUUCCCAAGACUGUCGCGCCCAACCCCGACGACUACGAUGAGGAACGAGGCGAGAUCGGUGGCUAUGGAAAGUCUGGCGAUGUCCCUGCUAUCAAGUGCGAUAUUGUUCAGAAGAUCGAGCAUCCUGGAGAAGUGAACAAGGCUCGAUACCAGCCCCAGAAUCCUGAUAUUCUCGCGACACUGUGCGUGGACGGCAAGAUCCUUAUCUUUGACCGAACGAAGCACCCUCUCCACCCUACUACCCUUGGAAAGGUUAAUGCUCAGAUUGAGCUCGUCGGACACAAGGCCGAGGGUUUUGGCCUGAACUGGAACCCUCAUGAGGCGGGGUGUUUGGCUUCUGGUAGCGAGGAUACCACCAUGUGUCUAUGGGACCUGAAGACUCUCAAGGCCGAUUCGAGAAUUAUCAACCCUUCUCGCAAGUACACUCAUCAUACCCAGAUUGUCAACGACGUCCAAUAUCAUCCUAUCUCAAAGAACUUCAUCGGUUCCGUGUCGGACGAUCAAACCCUUCAGAUUGUGGAUGUGCGACACAGCGAGACAGCGAAGGCAGCAGUGGUCGCUAGACGCGGCCAUCUUGACGCAAUCAAUGCCCUGGCGUUCAACCCCAACUCGGAGGUGCUCGUGGCCACAGCUUCUGCGGACAAGACAAUCGGCAUCUGGGAUCUUCGAAAUGUGAAGGAGAAGGUACACACCUUGGAGGGCCACAACGACGCUGUGACAUCCCUAGCCUGGCACCCUACUGAGGCCGGUAUUUUGGGAAGUGGCAGUUAUGAUCGAAGAAUCAUCUUCUGGGAUCUCUCACGAGUGGGCGAGGAGCAAUUGCCCGAUGACCAGGAUGACGGCCCCCCUGAAUUACUGUUCAUGCAUGGCGGUCACACAAACCAUCUCGCUGAUUUCAGCUGGAACCCCAAUGAACCUUGGCUUGUAGCAAGUGCUGCGGAAGACAACCUGCUGCAGAUCUGGAAGGUAGCCGAGUCCAUCGUGGGUAAGGACGAUGGCGACUUGCCUGUCGAUGAGCUCGACCGAUAG
This is a messenger RNA of Fusarium sp. VM40, 1320 nucleotides long. The record is from the annotation of a GenBank genome assembly. Lineage: Eukaryota; Fungi; Ascomycota; Sordariomycetes; Hypocreales; Nectriaceae.